AUGGAAACAACUCCGCGCCGGCUCCAGCGGGCAUCCGCCGCCUGCGAUUUCUGCAGAAGGAGAAAGUUGGGUUGCGAUAACGCAAAGCCCAAGUGUGAAAACUGCCAGGCUCGGCUGGUACAAUGCACGUAUUCUAAGAGAAUGACACCAGCCAGGCCUUCCAAUGCUCGUAUCCACAAGCUUGAGGAGGAGAAUGCUCGUCUACGUCAGCAACUGCACUCGCAAAGCCCAGAGCAAAUGAGUGAUCACCGUUCUGGCACACCCUUGCCGCUUCAAAACGGGCCAACUACCAGCAACAGUACUGCAGUCUCUGGCUCUCCAGCGACUGCAAUCAAUCGUGCGCAUGAACAACCUCAAUCAAUAGAUAAGAACGUAGUGUCCUUGGCUUAUUCACCAACGACAACCGGGCAACCUGAAGAUCAUGCAUUCCAUGGACCUUCCGCCGGUGCGAUGCAUCCUAGUGCAUCCCAAGCAGCACACAAUCAUACAGACAGUACAGGUUCCUCAGCUGUCAAAAACCAGCUUUUGGCGGAGACAACGCGGCAGCGGCAACUUGAGAAUAUUAAUUUGAGAGCAAGAAAACUAAAUUUUGGAGCAACAGAUCCCAAAUUUGGCUUGGAACUUCUUUCCAACUUCUGGAAUCGCCAGCACUACAUUGGCUCUGUCGUCUACCGAACAGCUUUCAUGCGGGACAUGGCCUGCAACGGGCCCUAUUUCUCUGAACUGCUCCUCAACGCAAUACUCUUCGCUGGCUCAAAACACACCGCAGCCACAUCCACUCUUGGCGAUAUCAGUGACCUUAAUUCGAUAGGCCGUCCAUUCCGUGCAAAGUUUGAACAAAUUCUGCAUGGCUCUGGGUCUCAGAUUUUGCUCAAGAGUGAGAUCACUACAAUACAGGCGCUCUUGGUUGUGGCAGACGCUUUGUUCUCGUGGUGUAAUGAGAGAAGUCUUUCAUGGCACUAUAUGGGUAUUGCAAUUAACAUGAUAGUUGACCUUGGGCUUCACAUCGAUGCUUCAUCCCGAAGAUCAUCAAAGAAGCCUUCUGUUGAAGAUACAGAAAUAGAGCGUCGGGUAUUUUGGGCAGCCUUCACCUUGGACAAAGUCCAGUCCAUUUAUCAAGGUCGUCCCAGUCGACUGCGUGAACAAGACAAUAGUGUUUCGACCAUAUUCCUUGAUGAGUUUGAAGAACUGGAAGACUUCAGCACACAUACGUACUCGGCGCAGCCAACACGCCUCGGCUAUCCGACAUACAGUGUAACCACCUUUGAGCAGCUUUGCAAAUUAAGUACCAUAAUGGAUCGAAUUAUCUGUGCGCUUUAUUCCGAGGGAAGUUCCGCCAAGGGUGCUGAAGAGUUGUGGGAAACUGCUCGUUCACUCCACUGCCAACUCAAAUCGUGGAAAGAUGGCUUGCCUGAGCAUCUGACACUUCAGCUGCAUGAUUCCUCCAACUCUACAAUUCUUCCUCAUACUCUUUCGCUGGCGGCCCUGUGCAUGACCUUGGUUAUCCUGAUACACCGAUCCUUUCUCUCAGAGGGGCAUCUCGCAUCUGUUUCGGCGACCGCAGCGCCUGAAGCCUUCUCCAACUGUGCAAAAGCCGCGUUCGACAUUCAUCAAAUCCUGCAACUGUACAGGCAACACUUUUGCUUCAAGACAGCGCCAUACUUCAUCUCGUAUGCUACAUAUGUGAGCGCUACAAUACACGUUCGGAUGGCUGCGCAGAAACGCCCAGGCUGGCAAGCCCACUCAUGUCUACGAACUUGUUUGGAGAUCUUAUCUAUACAGCAAACCUGGUGCCACGGUCCAAAACGAACCAUGGGUAUUUUGCUCGGCACCAUGCGGCGCUUGGGGGUUAGUGUUGGUGACUUUGCUGCAAUUGAACCGACAAGUUGUGCGGCUGAAGAGAUACAAGAUGCUGACAUGGAAAGUCGGGGGCCUCUCAGUGUUGCAACUACGAAUCAACCCCAAGGCACAUUAGACCUUGAACAACCACUGCCUAAUCCAACUUUUACGAUGCCUGCAGACUUUGAGGUACAUCCGAAUCUAGAACUGACUGAUUUCGACGUCGACCAGUUCAUGCAAAGUUUUGUGAUCAAUGACCCUACAUCUUCACAGCAAGCUACACUACUUCCCGAUGAAAAUCCCCCAUUUGGGUUCGUCGGUUGUGCAAUGGGAGAUGGACAAUUCUUGAAUCAAGACGUGAUGGGUUUCGAUAGCUUAUUUGGCUUUGGCUCUGAUGUAUUUUAG
Fusarium sp. VM40 is the source of this 2244-nucleotide messenger RNA. NCBI's taxonomy places the organism in Eukaryota, Fungi, Ascomycota, Sordariomycetes, Hypocreales, Nectriaceae. The record is from the annotation of a GenBank genome assembly.